This is a messenger RNA of Acipenser ruthenus (sterlet), 1679 nucleotides long. Its product is annotated as trophoblast glycoprotein. The transcript has a single exon. The record is from RefSeq and is a predicted model, not a curated record. Gene Ontology annotation, molecular function: protein binding. The coding region runs from base 207 to 1280 and encodes 357 amino acids. Gene Ontology annotation, cellular component: plasma membrane. Lineage: Eukaryota; Metazoa; Chordata; Actinopteri; Acipenseriformes; Acipenseridae. Gene Ontology annotation, biological process: negative regulation of canonical Wnt signaling pathway.
GCAGAUGGGUUUGAGCUUUAAUAAAAGUCAGAAGCAAGCCUGUGCUUGUGAAAACCUGGGGUUGAGCUCCUUCGGUCAUCUCAUUUUUAUAAAACAUAUAGGAAAUCAACAAUAUGCAGAAUCUAAAAAUCGCAUAACCGUGUCUGCGUGCAACGACAUGUCAGACUGUUGAUGCUGUUAUACUGCUACAGGGAAUUUAACACAAAAUGGCAAGAAGAAAGCUUUGGCUAUAUUUCCAUGGAAACAGCAUCGCGUUUCGUAUUCCCAAACGACCAUGUUUCUGCUGGGUUUCGGUGAUUUGCAUGCUGUAUUUGCUGACACGGACUGACUUUGCGUGCUCAUCCUCCUGCGAUUGCUUUGAAAAUGCAAGGACUGUCACCUGUCUUGACAUGAACCUCAGUAAGUUACCACACGACAUCCCCAUGUGGGUUGAAACUCUGAAGAUGAAUGGAAACAAUAUUACAACUUUAACAAGAGGCGCCUUUGCAACAAACGGGACGUCGCUACAUCAUCUUGCCACUCUUUCGCUUUCUGGUAACAACGUUCAGUGUAUUGAAGCGUUCGCAUUUGAAGGUUUGCCCAAUCUCAAAACACUGGAUUUAAGCAGCAACAGGUUACUUUACAUAUCCGACGAUGCUUUUUUUGGGCUACACAAACUGAAUAUUUUAAGUUUGAAUACAUCUUUGUACUAUUCUGUUGGAAAUCAGAUCAUUAAUACUCUCACCUUUGAACGUUUGAGCAGUCUCACAAGGCUGGAGCUAUCAGGUAAUAAAAUGUCGAGUCUCCCUACCAAACUAUUUGCCUCGCAGAAUCUUAAAGCCCUCGAUCUGACCAAUAACUCCCUUAAGACUGUGGAAGCCGAGAUCAUUUUAAAAUGGUCACAACAUGAGAAAAUUCAAGUUUACUUACAGUUUAAUCCUUUGAUGUGCGACUGCAGCCUGGAAACGUUAUAUUUAUGGCUAGAGAACACAACCCAGGUCCCAGAUGCCGGUCACCUCAGGUGUUUUGGUCCUGAGCGCCUAAAUGGAACGCUAGUUUUGAAACUCAAAACGGAGGAUCUGCAAUGCGGAAAUGCGGAUUUGGAAACAGUGUCCUAUGUAUUCCUUGGUAUUGUAUUAGCGCUGAUCGGGGUCAUUUUCCUCAUGGUCUUGUACUUGAAUAGGAAAGGUAUUAAAAGAUGGUUGAACAACAUUAGAGAAGCAUGUCGUGACCAAAUGGAGGUAUAUCAUUACAGAUAUGAACAUGAUUCCGACCCUAGACUCGCCAGUGUUGCUGUAUAAUCAAUUACUGUAAAUGUAAUUACAGUAUAUAUAAGCUGGAUACUUAACAGCUGGAAGACAAAUACAAGUUCCCCACUACUGUAACUGCAAUCUGCUAGUUUAUGUUGAAAAAACUGAGUAUGUGUUUACUACAGUAAGAAAGUAAGGUGACUAUUGACUAUAGCGCAAUGUUCAUUUAUUGUUGUUUUAAGUUUGUAAAUUAUAGAUUAAAGUAAAGAGAUAAUAAUUCAAUCUUUGUAUCAUUUCUGUCACUUUUAAAACCGAAUGUGCAUUGUUUUCAAAUGUCAUAUUCCUAUAAACUGUAUUUUGCCACAACUCUGUCAUAUCACUAAAAGAUAGCAUUCAGCGGCAUGUGUGUUAUCCCCAAUAUGUAUAAAUUAUAAAAUCAAAUAGUGUCUC